Molecule: messenger RNA, 2211 nt
Organism: Mycena indigotica
Lineage: Eukaryota; Fungi; Basidiomycota; Agaricomycetes; Agaricales; Mycenaceae
Product: Phenylalanine ammonia-lyase
Exons: 4
Coding region: 1-2211 (736 amino acids)
Biological process (GO): L-phenylalanine catabolic process
Cellular component (GO): cytoplasm
Molecular function (GO): ammonia-lyase activity
Source: RefSeq, a predicted model, not a curated record
AUGUCGGAAAUUCAGACCCGGAUUACUACUAGAAGACGUCGCUCUUCAGUCGGCAUAGUUCGCGCUAUUGGCUCUCCUUUACGGACAACUAUGCCUCCCUUGCCUUGGGACGAGCCAACCCCCUCUUCACGCCCACCAACUUUACUGAACAAGUUCAUCGACGCCUACAAAGAACUUGAUGCUUACCGCUCCGGCAAACCGGUUCUUCUCGACGGACAAACGCUCUCCAUAGCAGCGGUAACCGCCGUUUCGCGUUACAGUGCGAAUGUGGAGCUUGAUGGGUCUCCGAUUGUCAAAGCGCGCGUCAACAAUAGCCGUGCAGUCAUCGAGAAGAAAGUCGCCGAGAAAUCGAGUAUCUAUGGUGUUUCGACUGGUUUUGGUGGCUCUGCAGACACCCGCACGGAUGACCCACUCCUACUCGGAAAUGCCUUGCUUCAGCUACUCCAAGCUGGUGUUCUUCCCAGCUCCACGAGCGUACCAGACGCACUUCCCCUCCUUGACCCAAUGGGCACCGUCAUGAGCGAGUCAUGGGUUCGUGCUGCUAUCGUUGUUCGGAUGAACUCGCUUAUUCGGGGCCAUUCUGGCGUACGGUGGGAACUUUUGGAACGGAUGAACUCGCUAUUAAAGUCCAACAUCACUCCCCUCGUUCCUCUGCGCGGCAGUAUCUCUGCGUCAGGUGACCUCCAACCACUUUCUUAUAUCGCUGGUACCCUAAUGGGGAGUCCCGCGAUUCGUGUUUUCGAUGGCCCCGCGGCUUUUGGUCGACGUCAGAUCGUGUCUUCGAAAGAUGCGUUAGCUGCUCAUGGAAUUGAGCCUCUUCCUCUAGCCUCGAAAGAACAUCUCGGUCUGCUUAAUGGAACAGCCUUUAGUGCUGCCGUCGCCUCUCUGGCACUCACUGACGCGGUCCACCUCGCACUGCUGGCUCAAGUUUGUACCGCGAUGGGCACAGAGGCGCUCGCGGGAAGCCGAGGGUCGUUUGAUCCGUUCAUUCAUGAUGUCGCUCGACCUCACCCUGGUCAGAUUGAAUCCGCCAAGAUAGUAUGGGAUUUGCUGGAAGGCAGCAAGUUCGCCAUUACGUCUGAGCAAGAAGUUACCAUCGAGGAAGACGAAGGUGUCCUUCGACAGGACCGAUACCCGCUUCGAACUGCUCCUCAAUGGAUUGGCCCUCAAAUCCAAGACCUAAUUUCUUCACUUGAAACUAUCACUCUGGAGUGCAAUUCUACGACGGAUAACCCGUUGAUUGAUGCUAGCACUGGCAAAAUUCACAAUGGCGGGAACUUCCAAGCGAUGGCGGUAACAAAUGCAAUGGAGAAAACCCGCCUCGGAUUGCACCAUCUGGGAAAGCUACUGUUCGCUCAACUCACGGAACUUCUCAACCCGACCAUGAAUCGUGGAUUGCCUCCCAGUCUUGCUGCCACUGACCCGUCAUUAAACUACCACGCCAAAGGCAUUGACAUCGCCACUGCCUCCUACGUUGCUGAACUUGGAUAUCGCGCAGCGCCGGUGUCAACCCACGUCCAAUCAGCAGAGAUGCACAACCAAGCUGUCAACUCGCUUGCAUUGAUCUCCGCUCGUGCUACAAUCGACUCCCUUGAGAUGCUGUCCCUUCUGACUGCCUCUUACCUUUAUGUUCUGUGCCAAGCCCUUGACCUUCGCGCGAUGCAAACUGAACUGGUCGCCGGGCUUGACAAAAUUGUCGAGCGAGAACUGACGCGCCUAUUCUCCAUCGAAUUCUCUCCAAAAGAGCUGUCGACACUUAUCAGCGCUGUUCGGGCUGCCCUUCACAAGGCUUUGGAUGAGACAAGCACAAUGGAUGCGCAUCCCCGAAUGAUCAAAGUUGCAGCAGCCAGCACGACCGUGCUUGUCGACGCAUUCACAGCCUGGAACAAGCACUGUGCUCUUGUGGCUAUCCCUGCUUUCCGAGAAGCCGUUUCUACUCAGGCAGAGCAGCUUCUCGAUGGCUUGCGCCGAUCUUAUCUUCUGGGCGAGCGCGGCGCGGCACCUGCUAGCCAAUACCUCAACAAGACACGGCCGGUUUACGAGUUCGUCCGUGUCAAACUCGGCAUCAAGAUGCACGGGUCAGAAAACUACGGCGGGUGGGUCAACGGUCUUGGUGUCGAUGAGGACACGACCGGGGGCCACGUUUCACUUAUUCACGAAGCUAUUCGCGACGGAAAACUGCAGCCCAUAAUUGUGGGCCUCUUUGCUUAA